UUUGAUGGUAUGUUAAAGGAAGUAAUACAUAAGGCAUUGGUAAAUUCACUUGAUCAACAACUUCCAACUUGGUCAGUUGUGUCUAAUGUGCAAAUGGUUGCACCUGUCAUUAAUCUAUCUCCACCUCCUUUAUUAUGGGUCAAGGUGGCAUUCAAUAGGACUAAUGAUCAUGAUAAUGCAUUAACCAAGUUUGAAAUCAUUCAGCCAUAUUGCCCAAACACUGAGUUUGUGUUAAUUGUUAUUCCUUUUGGAACGUCACCCUUUCAAGCAAAUCCAAACCCCGGGAUUAUAUCAGUUGCAGUAACAUUACCAAGAGCAGAUCUUCCUUCAAGAGCACCAUAUAUUGGCCAUUGGGCUGUAGGUACAACUUUUGAUACA
Entrophospora candida is the source of this 378-nucleotide messenger RNA. The record is from the annotation of a GenBank genome assembly. Lineage: Eukaryota; Fungi; Glomeromycota; Glomeromycetes; Entrophosporales; Entrophosporaceae.